Messenger RNA from Gossypium arboreum, 1122 nucleotides. Its product is annotated as ankyrin repeat-containing protein BDA1-like. Gene Ontology annotation, molecular function: protein binding. NCBI's taxonomy places the organism in Eukaryota, Viridiplantae, Streptophyta, Magnoliopsida, Malvales, Malvaceae. Bases 1 to 1122 code for a protein of 373 amino acids. The record is from RefSeq and is a predicted model, not a curated record. The transcript has 3 exons.
AUGCUGAUUGAUUUUUUAUCUGUUGAUAAAGAUCUUAUUCGUGUUGAAGGAAAAGGAGGUUUCAGUGUUCUUCAUCAUGUUGCUUUGGAUGAAAAUUACAUUCAUCUUUUGUCUCGGGUUUUGAAUACUUGUCCCGAUUGUAUCUUUGAUUUGACUGUUAGGAGGCAAACUGCUUUGCAUAUUGCUGCAGAAAGCAAUAACUUUGAAGCAUUUAAAGCGAUGUUGGAAUGGAUUCAAAGUGCUUUUGAAGACAAUAAGUCUAUGAGAAGUAAAAUACUGAACUUUCAGGAUAAGGAUAGCAACACUGUACUGCACUUAGCUGCAUCAAUUAACCACCCCCAGAUGAUUAAACUGUUGAUAGAAUGUGGCGAAGUAGACAAGAACAAGAUCAAUGACCGUGGUUUUACAGCAAUGGAUGUGUUACAAAGACAAACUGUAGCAGACAACACGGAGAGUGUGAACAUCCUAAGCAGUAAUCCCCUUACGUUUCAAAAGUUGUCAAAGUUCAAAUUACUGAGAGAUGAGAUAAAAGAGAUGAGAGACAAAACAAUGGGUGUAUUACUCUUCGUAUUCUCACUGGUUCUAACAAUGACAUACCAAGGAGUUCUCAGGCCUCCGGGCAGCAUUUCCCAGGGCGAUGCAACUGAAUCAGCUAGUUCAAAUCAUCGUGAAGGGAAAUCAGUGAUGAAGGUGUCUAGUUUUCUUCUUUUCUACAUUCCAAAUGGGGCGGCUUUUAUUAUAUCUUGGGUCAUGACACAAUUACGGUUGGAAUCCGUAGCUAAAAGUAUUAUGUCUUUUUUGUCACCAAUUUACCUUAUGGUGUGUUUCUGCUCCGGGGUUGCUUUGUCAACUAUAGCACCUUCAACUACUCUCGAAAAGGGUCUCUAUUGGUGGGUGGGUAAUGGUCGCUCUAUCACUAUCUGGAACAAUGAUUGGCUUCCAGGCAUUGUCCCCAGUUGUAUUGUACACUCAUCUGUUACUACUACUAUUACUUGGGUGAGUGAUUUGAUGUUACAGGGUUUGGCUCAGUGGAAUCAUACCUUGGUCCGUGAGUUGUUUUCGACUGUUGAGGCAGAUCGCAUUCUAAGCAUUCUUCUCUCUCGUCAGCUGGUGAUGAUUUGA